This is a messenger RNA of Gambusia affinis (western mosquitofish), 799 nucleotides long. RefSeq names its product ATPase H+ transporting V1 subunit G1 (gene atp6v1g1). The coding region runs from base 147 to 503 and encodes 118 amino acids. NCBI's taxonomy places the organism in Eukaryota, Metazoa, Chordata, Actinopteri, Cyprinodontiformes, Poeciliidae. Gene Ontology annotation, biological process: proton transmembrane transport. The transcript is spliced from 3 exons. The record is from RefSeq and is a predicted model, not a curated record. Gene Ontology annotation, cellular component: vacuolar proton-transporting V-type ATPase complex. Gene Ontology annotation, molecular function: proton-transporting ATPase activity, rotational mechanism.
AGGAAGCUGAGCGGAUCACGUGACGCUCCGCAUUGUGACGCAGAGUCAGCUGACUGCAGAGGAAGCCUCCAUACUUCUCACGACCUUCAUCGUUUCGCUGUUUUUCUGCGGUUCCGUCCGGUUCUGUCCCCGGUUCCGUCCCCGGCAUGGCGAGUCAGUCUCAGGGCAUCCAGCAGCUGCUGCAGGCCGAGAAGAGAGCGGCGGAGAAGGUGACAGAGGCCCGGAAACGGAAGAACCGGCGCCUGAAGCAGGCCAAGGAGGAGGCCCAGGCCGAGAUCGAGCAGUACCGGCUGCAGCGCGAGAAGGAGUUCAAGACCAAGGAGGCAGCGGCCCUUGGUUCCCAUGGUAACAGCGCCGUGGAGGUGGACCGCGACACCGCAGAGAGGAUGGCUCGCAUCCAGGACAGUUACCAUGGUAACCGUGAGACGGUGCUGAACGAGCUGCUGCGGCGGAUCUGCGACAUCCAGCCGGAGUUUCACGCCAACUACCGCGUGGCCGGCUGAGGGGGCGGAGCUUCCGGCUGCCAUGAGGGGCGGGGCUUAAUGUUGAUGUUCUUGUGAUGUUUACAAAGUAUUUAUAUUUCAAAAUAAAGUUCGUUUCUUCUAGAAUUUGGCAAAAUAAAAGUCUCGUAAUCCAGCCAAUCACGUGACAGCAUCAGCUGAUAUGAACACCUGAUUGGCUGGAGAAGAUGCUCUUAUUGUGAAACUCUGGUAUUUCAACAAUGUUUUCCUGUUUGUGACCAUGUGACUUCCUGUUGAUUGUGAUGAUGGAACAUUAAAGUGAAUCUGAUUGGCUGAAA